Messenger RNA from Suillus bovinus, 1443 nucleotides. RefSeq lists its product as uncharacterized. The record is from RefSeq and is a predicted model, not a curated record. The transcript has 7 exons. Bases 1 to 1443 code for a protein of 480 amino acids. Lineage: Eukaryota; Fungi; Basidiomycota; Agaricomycetes; Boletales; Suillaceae.
AUGGACAGAAGAUCAGACGAGUUCCUGCUAGGAGAAAGCUCAAGGCAAGAGGCAUACGACGACCUCGAGAGCCCUUCUACGUUCCGCACCAAGCCGAUGGCUUCCGCUAAGGGCAGCAAACAAUCUCUCAGGACGAUCGUUGUGGUUCUGGUGGCUAUUUCCUUGCUCAGCUUUGGUGUCAUCCUGCUCAAACCCUUGGACUAUCUGGAUGUUGAGGAGGCACCUGUGUCACGGUAUUCGGCUACCUUUGACUCGCAGUCAUAUAUCCAAGGCCCGCCCACCCAACGCUUUCGAGAUAACCUUCGUAACGACACAAAGUACAUUACAUCGUGGAUAUCUGCGGGAUGGACGAAUGACGUGAUGACCUAUGGAAAUUUGAUUUACCUUGCACUCAUAACAGAGCGCAUACCCAUAAUUGCAAAAUUCAUCCCUUCUCAUGUUGACCACAGUGUACCUCCAUUUGCUUUUGGGGAUGUAUUUGAUGUCCCUCGGCUCAGCCAUGCCGUAAGGACUCCCAUAAUUGAAUGGCACGAAGUAAAGGACUCGGAAAGCGAGGUUCUCGACGACCUUGGCUGUUGGAGUCUUUGGGAAAGCGUUCAAAACUCCGAGUCCCAUCCCAGGGGAAGUUCUUCCCUUGAUGGGCUCAAGCUCGAUGUCUCGUGGACACGAACCCCAGAUUGGGUCAAGCUGACCCCUCCUGGCGUAACGGAUAGCCAUGCUUCCUUUUGGUCCCUUGCAACACUGGGGUUUCCGGAGACUCGCUCAGACAACCUGGAAUUAACGAAUUAUCCUUCUCCUCAGCAUCAGGUUUCCCUUCCCCCGGACGAUCAGUUGCUAUGCUUCGAUUACCUAUACUAUGUAGGCGCCCAGAAUGCAUUUGAAUGGGAAUCGGACUAUUCUCCUGCAUGGAGAUUUGUAGGCCAACAUAUGCACUGGAAUGCGAGCCUCGAAAGGCUUGCUAAUGAGUAUGCUCGGCGCGCUAUGAGUGUGCCAGAAAAUGAACCAACACCACCCUAUAUAUCUAUCCACAUGCGGCACGGUGACUUCCGCAGAUACUGUAAUGGUGUGCCUCUGGACCAGUGCUUCGCCUCGUUGCCUGUCAUUGCGCGCAGGGUGGCCGAAGUGCAAGAGGAGCUACGCACACAAAAAGGUACCGAGGUCACGCAAGUUAUUAUGACGAGCGACGAACGCGACCCAGAAUGGUGGUCAGGGGUCAGGGCAAUGGGCUGGACGUGGAUUGAUUAUGCAUCUGAGCAGACAGAGGAGAUCUAUGGAAAGUGGUAUCCGGUGUUCAUCGACGCUAUCAUUCAAUCGAAUGGAGCUGGCUUUGUCGGCACUGAUGGUUCCACGAUGACCACCCUAGCCCGUCGCCGAGUGCAGUCAUGGCAUGGUGGACCAACUCGAGUCGUCAAAUGGGGCUCGCCGAACGCUGACGACCACUGA